Messenger RNA from Trichomonas vaginalis G3, 501 nucleotides. RefSeq names its product peptide-methionine (S)-S-oxide reductase protein. NCBI's taxonomy places the organism in Eukaryota, Parabasalia, Trichomonadida, Trichomonadidae. Bases 1 to 501 code for a protein of 166 amino acids. Gene Ontology annotation, molecular function: peptide-methionine (S)-S-oxide reductase activity. The record is from RefSeq and is a predicted model, not a curated record. The transcript has a single exon.
AUGAUUUCACCUGAAUCAUCAUUUCAGAAGGCUAUAUUUGCAUGCGGAUGUUUCUGGGGUGUUCAACAUCUCUUUGAGAACCUUUCUGGUGUAAAGAACACAGUUUGCGGUUACACCGGAGGCUCAAAAGAAAAUCCGACAUAUAAAGAAGUUUGCUCACACAAAACUGGACAUGCAGAAGGCGUUUUAGUAGAAUAUGAUCCAAAAGUAGUAUCUUAUGAAGAUCUUUGCAAGUUCUUUUUCGAGAUUCAUAACCCAGGACAAACAGAUGGCCAAGGACCAGAUAUUGGACCACAAUACAGAAGUGAAAUCUUUUACUUUAAUGAUGAUCAGAAAGAUAUUGCUCACCAUGUAAUAGAACUCCUUAAAUCAAAAGGUCAUGAAGUUCAUACUAAAGUAACACCGGCUUCUACAUUCUGGAAUGCCGAAGAUUACCAUCAGUUUUACUAUGACAAGACAGGAAAGACUCCUUAUUGUCAUCGCCGUGUUAAGAAAUUUUAA